UGAUGUGUUAAACGGCUAACGGGGGAUUUAUUCAGAGGCAGGUCUGUGUCUAGUUUCUAGAACCUUCUCUCCCCUCUCCGAACUCAAUCCGCCGUUGAUCCCAAUUGGUUUAGAUCGUAUCUUCAACCCUCCCCUUCCCGAGGAGAGAUCAUCCACCUGAAAACCAAUGUGAUCGUCGAUCCUCUCCUUUUCAACCCUGCUUUGCAUCAGAGCAAGGAGAUUGCAUUCAUCGCGUUGCGGUUUUCGUGUUCCUCUGUUGGAUCAUCACUCUAUUUGAUGUGAAAUGGACGGUAUUCAUGCGAGCGAUGGACGGAUGCAUAUGAACCAUGCACAGCAUUCGAUGCACACGCAAUCUGUGCAAGAGCAGGAACAUCAUGACUUUCAUUACACGAGUAAUGGGAAUGCAUUGGCUGAUGAGCAUGAAAAUGAAGGUCAUGGCAUUAUGGUUGUGGAAAGGGAAGCUCCAUCCGACCAUGGCGACCUUGCUGAGAAUCGUGGUGUAAUGGUGGAUCGUGGAGGUGAUAACUGUGAUCAACUCACCCUGUCUUAUCAGGGACAAGUUUAUGUUUUCGACACUGUCUCGCCCGAAAAGGUUCAAGCCGUGUUAUUAUUAUUGGGAGGUCGUGAAGUACCUAUUCGUGUUCCCUCUAUACCAAUAACUAAUCAACAAAAUGAUAGGCAUCUCACUGAUGAAGCGUUUAACCAGGCACUUGCCAAUAUCCCCCCACGUCUAAGUGUCCCUCAGAGAUUAGCGUCUUUGAUUAGAUUUCGUGAAAAGCGAAAGGAACGUAAUUUUGACAAGAAAAUUCGGUAUACAGUUCGUAAAGAGGUAGCACUUAGGAUGCAACGGAAUAAAGGCCAGUUCACAUCCUCUAAACCAACUCAUGAAGAUUCAUCAUUGGCCAUAACAAGUUGGGAAUCAAAUGAGAAUUGGGCUACCGAUGGAAAUGGUUCCCAACAACAAGAAAUUCUCUGCCGACAUUGUGGCAUUAGUGAGAAGUCAACACCAAUGAUGCGACGUGGACCUGAUGGGCCAAGAACCCUUUGCAAUGCUUGCGGACUCAUGUGGGCAAACAAGGGAACUCUGCGGGACCUCUCAAAAGCACCAAACCAGAGUGGACAAGCUUCAUCAUUCAAUAGAAAUGAGAAUGUCGUGCAGAAUGGAGAUUCGGAGUCCAACCCAAAAGGUGCUUAGAAUUGAGACAGAUGUUUAUGAUUGCUGUUGCGGAAAUUAUACUGAGCUUAAUCUCUCCUUACAGAGUAGUUUGAAACGGGUUAGUCUGAUGGCUAAGAAUCAGGAUUCACACCCGCGACAGAGAGACCCUUAUAGAUUCUAUUCUGGCCAAUUCAUCUUGGAAACAAGGGUACCGUGCACGUGCACUAAUUUUAUUAGCUUUUCCUAUCAUAUUCUGAACCAUUUUCCAAAUGUCAAUUCCCAGAAUCUUGUAAAUUAUCAUUUGCUGCUGAUGAUGUACAAUGGACGGUUUUUUCUUAAUCCAUCUUACUUUUGUCCA
This is a messenger RNA of Cucurbita maxima (winter squash), 1514 nucleotides long. RefSeq names its product GATA transcription factor 24-like. The transcript is spliced from 8 exons. NCBI's taxonomy places the organism in Eukaryota, Viridiplantae, Streptophyta, Magnoliopsida, Cucurbitales, Cucurbitaceae. The record is from RefSeq and is a predicted model, not a curated record. Bases 284 to 1195 code for a protein of 303 amino acids. Gene Ontology annotation, molecular function: zinc ion binding; sequence-specific DNA binding; protein binding. Gene Ontology annotation, biological process: regulation of DNA-templated transcription.